Molecule: messenger RNA, 2614 nt
Organism: Gadus chalcogrammus (walleye pollock)
Lineage: Eukaryota; Metazoa; Chordata; Actinopteri; Gadiformes; Gadidae
Product: protocadherin alpha-3-like
Exons: 2
Coding region: 158-2614 (818 amino acids)
Biological process (GO): homophilic cell-cell adhesion
Cellular component (GO): plasma membrane
Molecular function (GO): calcium ion binding
Source: RefSeq, a predicted model, not a curated record
UUUGUUUGAGAACAGCGUAGAGGAGAGGUUGGAGUCAGAACGGAUUCGGAAGGACGAGGUGCGCUUUAUUUUACUAUGUUGGACCUGGCGUUUUGAUCUGAAAGCUUUGCACCGCAAUCUUUUUAGUUAUAGAUGCUCGUUGUUUUUUCAUCUAAACAUGGGGAGUAAAUCACUCGGACAAAAUACUAUCUUUGUUCGGUCUGUUUUCUAUUGGUCCCUUCUAUUGCUAUUUUUCCAAGAAAAGGCUUUAGCUCAGUUAAGAUACUCUAUUCCAGAAGAGGUAAAACAUGGAACUGUCGUUGGGAAUAUUGCAAAGGAUCUUGGCAUUGACAUUGCGUCUUUGAUUGAUCGCCGCUUUCGAAUUGUGUCGACUUCUAUGGAUUCUCUUUUUGGCGUGAAUCAGAACAAUGGAGACUUGAUCGUGAAUGGAAAAAUUGACAGAGAAGAAAUGUGCAGUGAGGACAGCGCUUGUCUUUUGGAGCUAAAGAUUGUAGUUGAAAAUCCACUUGAAAUCCAUUAUCUGGUCAUAGGAAUUGCUGAUGUUAAUGAUAACUCCCCUCGUUUUCCUGAAAAGGAGCAAACGUUUGAAAUAGCAGAACAUACGGCCCCGGGAAUGAGAUUUAAACUCCAAGCUGCUCGUGACCCUGACGCCGGAAUAAACUCAGUUCGCGAAUAUACAUUAACGUCUAACGAUCACUUUGAAAUAGAUGUGCGGCAAAGUGAUGACGAUAAAAUUCCAUUCUUAGUUUUGAAGAAGGCGUUAGACAGAGAGCAAAUGAGCGAACACAUGCUGGUUUUAACAGCAAUAGAUGGAGGUAAGCCUCGCAGAUCAGGUACUCUGAAUGUUUCAAUCAUUGUUCUUGACAGUAAUGAUAACCGCCCAGUUUUCAGUCAGGAUACCUACCAUGUUACAAUUCGAGAAAAUGUUCCAAUUGCUACUGAGGUUAUAAAAGUAACAGCAGCAGACAAAGAUGAAGGAGUUAAUGGUGAGAUUGAGUAUAGCCUUGGAAAAACAUUGAACAAAAAUAUCUAUGAUUUAUUUGAAUUGAAUAGCAAGAGUGGGGAAAUUAAAGUGAAAGGAGGAGUGGAUUUUGAAAAAGCAGUGGUCUACAAGAUCGACGUGCAAGCCUCAGAUAGAGGGAUGCCACCUCUAUCAGCCGAGUGCAGGGUCAUCAUAAAGAUACAAGACCUGAAUGAUAACCCACCAACUAUAGAAGUUACAUCUCUCUCAAACACAGUGCCAGAAGACACCAAACCUGGCACAGGUAUCUCUUUGAUUAGCGUGUCAGACAAGGACUCAGGUGUCAACGGGAAAAUCAUAUUAAGCCUCACCAAAGAUCUUCCCUUUGAACUGAAACCCACCUACAAAGACAACGUCUAUUCCGUUGUCACUAAGGGCUUGCUGGAUCGAGAGACGGUGUCUCAUUAUGAUAUAACGAUCACCGCUACAGACUGUGGGGAACCUCCGUUAUUAACCUCCAAGACCCUCGGGGUUCAGAUAGCGGAUGUGAAUGAUAACAGUCCGUAUUUCCUAAAGAAUCCAGUAGAGUUGUAUCUAGUAGAGAACAAUGCAGUGUUAGCCUCCAUAUUCUCAGUGAGCGCUUCUGACCGGGAUCUGAAUGAAAACGCAGCCAUAACGUAUCAUAUUCUCAGACAAGGGGGUCCCAAAGAUAUGGCCUCCUUCCUCAAUGUGAACUCAGAUAACGGACAGAUUUCUGCACUGAAAACAUUUGACUUUGAGUCUCUAAAAACAUUCACAUUUAAAAUAGUGGCCUCUGACUCUGGAACGCCGGCAUUGAGUAGCAACGUGACGGUGAACGUGUUUCUUCUGGACCAGAACGACAACCCUCCAGUUAUCUUACAUCCGGUCAGCUCUAACGGUUCUGCUGAAGGAGUAGAGGAGGUUCCUCGCAAUGUUCCUGCAGGCCACCUGGUGACUAAAGUGAGAGCCUACGAUGCUGAUAUAGGAUACAACGGCUGGCUGUUAUUCUCACUACAGGAAGUGAGUGACCACAGUCUCUUUGGUUUGGACCGCUAUACUGGACGGAUAAGAACACUGCGCUCCUUCACAGAGACAGACGAGGCUCAACAUAAAUUGGUCAUACUGGUCAAAGACAAUGGGAACGUGUCACUCUCAGCAACAGCUACUGUGGUUGUCCAGCUGGUGGAGCCCAAAGAGGCCAUUUCAGCUUCUGAUGUGAAAAGUGCAGCGACUGACAUUGGGGAUAGUGGCGUGACAUUUUAUUUAAUGAUAACUCUGGCUUCAGUUUCAACUCUUUUUCUCAUCAGUAUCAUUGUGCUGAUUGCAAUGCAGUGCUCUAAAACCACGGACGUAUCCUCCAAGUAUUUACCUGAAACAAACUAUGAUGGAACUCUGUGUCACAGCAUCCAGUACAGAUCUGGAGAGAAACGCUACAUGUUAGUUGGACCCAGAAUGAGUAUAGGAUCUACUAUAGUCCCGGGGAGCAAUGGGAACACUCUAGUGGUCCCUGACAGGAGGAGUACAUCUGCAGAGGUAAGAUUAACUUCAGUCUUUAGUGUUUUACUUUUGCCAGGAAAGUACCCUUCGGCGUCUUCUGCCGACGGCAUGGGGGGUGCCUCACUACGUCUCUAA